Molecule: messenger RNA, 1798 nt
Organism: Cyprinodon tularosa
Lineage: Eukaryota; Metazoa; Chordata; Actinopteri; Cyprinodontiformes; Cyprinodontidae
Gene: st8sia3
Product: ST8 alpha-N-acetyl-neuraminide alpha-2,8-sialyltransferase 3
Exons: 5
Coding region: 411-1658 (415 amino acids)
Biological process (GO): N-glycan processing; oligosaccharide metabolic process
Molecular function (GO): alpha-N-acetylneuraminate alpha-2,8-sialyltransferase activity
Source: RefSeq, a predicted model, not a curated record
CACCCUGAACCAGGAGCAGCAGGAGGAGCAGCAGCAGGAGGAGGAGGAGGAAGGAUGCAGAUGAAGAGCAGCAUCCAUCCUCCCUCUGCCUCCCUGAUCUCAGCGCCUUGCAGGAAGAUGAGUAACCGUCUGUAAUCUGAGCCGCCAUGCCUGGAGGAGAACCCUCCUCCCCUCCUGCAUCUCCAUCCUACAGGACGCGUGGAGCGCGCGUGCGUCACGCCUGUUCCUCUGCAGAUGAGGCUCCAGAUUCGGAGCGUCCGUGAAGCUGCUGAGUCUCCUGUGCGGCCUGCAUCCCCGCAGCUUCAUCUGUGAGGUAACGCUACCCCCCCCCCCACCCCCGCAUGAACCUCUGUCAGACGCCUUUCCGUCCUCGCUGCGCCGCAGACGCGGUUCCCUGAUGCGGCGCGCUGAUGCGGCGCGCCUGGAUGCCCGCCUUCCUCGCCGCCUCCCGGUCUCUCGCUGAGGCUGUGAUCCGGGGAAGCGGCUGCCCGCGGCGCGGCAGGAUGGUGCGCAUCGCCAGCGCGCUGGGGCUCAUCAUCUUCAGCCUGGCGCUGCUCAUCCUGUCGCUCAUCAGCUACGUUUCCAUCAAGAAGGACUUCCUGCCCGGCUCCGCCAGAUACGGACCCAACGGGGGGCCCAGGAUGUACAUGUUCCACACGGGGUUCCGCGAGAGGCCACCUCGAAAACCUGACCUGAGCUCCCAGCUGGCCAUGAAGUAUCUGGAUCCAGACUUCACUCCUCUGACCAACGCUCUGAACGAAGACCUGCAGAACUCCUCCAAAUGGAGAUACAACAGCAGCGCUUUCACGCAACUCAGGACGGAGAUUUCUCAGUACAUCGACAUCCCCCGUAACUUCACGCUGACCCGAGACUCCGUCAGAGUCGGACAGCUGAUGCACUUCGACUACUCCAGCCACAAGUACGUCUACUCCAUCGGCGAGAACUUCCGAUCGCUCCUCCCAGAGGUCUCCCCCAUCCUAAACAAGCAGUACAACGUCUGCGCCGUGGUGGGAAACAGCGGCAUCCUCACCGGCUCGCGCUGCGGCGCCCAGAUAGAGAAAUAUGACUUUGUUUUCCGAUGCAACUUUGCUCCAACAGAGAUUUUUAAGAAGGACGUUGGGCGUCGGACCAACAUGACAACCUUUAACCCCAGCAUCCUGGAGAAAUACUACAACAACCUGCUGACUGUUCAGGACAGGAACAACUUCUUCCUGAGCCUGAAGAAGCUGGACAGAGCCAUCCUCUGGAUCCCAGCGUUUUUCUUCCAUACAUCAGCCACGGUGACCAGGACGCUGGUCGACUUCUUCGUGGAACAUCGGGGCCAGCUGAAGGUCCAGUUGGCUUGGCCUGGAAACAUCAUGCAAUACAUCAACAAUUACUGGAAAACCAAGCAGUUGUCUCCGAAGCGCCUGAGCACUGGGAUCCUGAUGUACACGCUGGCAUCGUCCAUGUGCGAUCAAAUUCAUCUGUACGGAUUCUGGCCCUUCGGCUGGGAUCCCAACACUGGGAAGGAGCUACCGUACCACUACUACGACAAGAAGGGCACCAAGUUCACCACCAAAUGGCAGGAGUCCCAUCAGCUGCCGGCUGAGUUCAAACUCCUCUACAAGAUGCACACAGAGGGACUGCUGAAGCUCAGUCUCUCUCACUGCGCUUAGGGCUACAACUAAAGCGCUAAUUCAACUGCUAACCAGCACAUCCAACAGCUACGCUACAGGAAAUGAUUAAAUUACCGGACCUGAGAAAAUCUAAAUCAGGAGUUUAAGUCAAGGGUUCAGCUCUACGGAUGAAUCCAAUC